Molecule: messenger RNA, 8344 nt
Organism: Spirometra erinaceieuropaei
Lineage: Eukaryota; Metazoa; Platyhelminthes; Cestoda; Diphyllobothriidea; Diphyllobothriidae
Source: the annotation of a GenBank genome assembly
AUGACAGUCAAUCCGCUAUUAUCAGAAGGAACAGUGGCACCGUUAGGCGCCAAAACUGUAUCGGCUCUAUGGUUCCGUGGAGAGAAAUGUAGCAAAGCAACUAACUGCAGGAUAUUGCAGAAGGGAUUCCUACAAGUUGCGGAUCAACAAAGAAGUCCAGUCUGCAGUCGCCAUGAUAAUUUAGGUAAAUACCCCCAAGCUGUUCAUUUUUCCCCUCAAGUACCUUCGUAAAGACAUUAUUGUAGUGAUGUAUGCGUAAAUUUAAUUAUAAUGAGAGGGUCUAGCGUGUCACCUAGUCAUGGAUCACCAUAGCCCGGAAAAUAUGCACAGAGCUGAUGUUACCUGAUCUCUCCCCUCAGAGCACACACACCAAAGGCAAACCUGACUGAGAUGGACGUGAAACGAGUUCUAGCACAGGCUAACAAUCGGUAGAUGGCACCCAAAAAAUCCGUUACAUAGAAAUUAUACAUUUAACAGUGGACUCAAACGCCUUCAGGCUAUAUCAGCGGUUGCAGGCCUACUUUCACGCACUACUUGGACUUUCCGCAACGGCCUAACAUGGGCUGGCCGAACGAACAUCGCAGGAGAUUACAUGGACGAUGGUCGCUGUUACCCAACCUUCCCCAUCGUUACACACGUCCACCUAAAUAUACGGCAUACAUUCGCAUUAUGAAGUUUAUUACAAAACAAAAGCACUCUACCUAUCGUAACGCAUCAGCCCUACGGUGUCGCGCACUUGUCUGGGCACAGCAACAUCGCUCGGUUAGGAACGGACCAUCUACAAACUUUCAAGUUAAAUCACAUACAGUAGAUGGGCUAACUCAUGAAAUGUCAACUAAAGUUCCGAAAUGUGUUUUCGUUUCAAAAAGAUAAGUAGGGUUGUAAACUAGUCGGUCUGCAGUAUAAUUUCAUAGUAAUUCAGUUACCGCAGGAUGCCUGCCUUCGGAAGAACUUCCUUCCGGCUGCAAACAAAAACUGCACUCAGCAAAAAGUGACUACUUAAAUAGCAUGCAUUUUUCUCAUUGACUUUCGAUGUCCCUAAAAGUCCAGUUAUAUUUCAUGGAAAAAUAUAUCAAAAUAUUCCUUCUUUUGCACAUUCUGUAGAAAAUUACGUCUUCUUCCAAUCUCAUGCCGGAAGAUAGCGCAUAACUCGUUUUUCAAAAACGCUUCCAAUUUUCGAAUAAUUUUGAACCCGCUCUGCCGUUACACUUGGAAUCAGGGUUUCCGCGUAUAUUUUCUGCGUACGGAAAACCACACACUUCUCUACGGUAUUAAACGGUGACCAUAUAGAGUUCAUAAAACGUAACAUUGGAUUUGAUCCAUAUUGUUAACUUUACAAGCUACAUUAAUAAAUGCAGAGACAUGACGAUUUAUGAACGGCCACUUCACGGUUAUAAAACGUCUCACAAUUAGAAAUGUUUUAAAAACCGAAUUAUCUCCCUACUUCGAGUAAAAAAUUGGAAGAAGACGUAAUUAUCUACCGAAUGAGCGAAAGAAUGAAUAUUUUUAUGCAUGCUUUCCAUGAAAUAUAACUGGACAUUUAGGGGCAUCGAAAAUCAAUGAGAGAAAUGCAUGCUAUUUAAGUAGUCACUUUUUGCUGAGUGCAGUUUUUGUUUGCAGCCGGAAGGAAGUUCUUCCGAAGGCAGGCAUCCUGCGGUAACUGAAUUACUAUGAAAUUAUACUGCAGACCGACUAGUUUACAACCCUACUUAUCUUUUUGAAACGAAAACACAUUUCGGAACUUUAGUUGACAUUUCAUGAGUUAGCCCAUCUACUGUAUGUGAUUUAACUUGAAAGUUUGUAGAUGGUCCGUUCCUAACCGAGCGGUGUUGCUGUGCCCCGAAAAGUGCGCCAAACGAAAACGGAAUUCGGAAUUUCGGGUUACAUUUUAUAAGCUAGGCCGCCUGCUGUAAGUGGUUGUUUUAAUUGACUACUAAGUCCUGGCUAUGGAGUUAGAAUAGUUACAGAGGCGAUGGGAUUAAUUUUUUGUGGACUACCUGAUGAAGAUAACGUUCGCUCUAAGAUGGCAUUUUAUUUACUGAAGACAAGACUGCGAGGGCUCUGAAUCGAGCCAAAAUGUGCGGCGGGACUUGCGGGUCCCAUAGUCAGGUCAGUGAACGUCCGCCCAGUAUGUUUGUUGGUUACCAUCAAAACCGACGGAACAAUAGCAGAUGGUCGGAUUUGUAAAACGCUCGACGAUGAAAUACUCCGUGUUCGAAUCCCAGGUCUUGAAAAUCCGGAGUUUAUUAUAACUGGCUGACGACGGCUAAUAAGCCAGUAGUGACCUCCCAGUCUCCUUUGUCCAUAUCACUGUUCUUUCUUUUUUAAGUCUAGAUACUAUUUCGAAUGUUGGUGUCAAGUAGCCCUGCGUAGUCACCUCCAGUCUUGCGCCGUCGGUUGGCCUACAUGCCUUAUAACCAUCGCUUGUUCUGCUGCUGCUACUAUCUCUGACGAUGGACUCCUGUGCGAGUCUGAAAUCUCAGGACAAUAAACAAAGUGUUCCGGUGCUCAACUUUUCUUCUUCACUUAUAUUAGAAAGUUUCGAAAAGGGUGUCCGAUCCUCGCAGCUGUUUAGUGAUUGUAAUAGAAUUUCUCUUGAUUGAUUUCUAACGCAUCAUAAUCCAGGUUUGGUCAAAUAUAAUAGUUAGGAAAUGUGGUAUGCCCUUUUACGGAGACAAAUUAGCGUGUUCAAAGUAAUCGGUAAAAUACAAAAACAAGUAGUUGACUUAACCGGCUUCUACGUAGGAUUUCCGAAAGUUGGUUCUUGUGCAUAUGACAAAUGGACCACAUAAUGUCCGCUAGACGGUGAUUUGAUGAUUUUACUACAAAAUUAGAACCUCUGAAAGUGCCUCGAAGUUUCAGCCAUCGAUAUGCCUGGAUGAAAUAACUUAAUCCGUCCCUCUCAAGAUACAUACUAUGCUUUUCGACCCAGUUGAAAGACGAAAUGUCUUGACAUUUAAACGUUUGAGCUUCUCAUCUUACGAGAGGGGUAAAAAACUAAAUAUCAGCGUAACAAAUAACACCUAGGAAUUUUUAUCGUCUUUCAAAGACCGUGCAUACAAUGCAUUAGAAGUCGCGGCUACAUUUUCAGUAAAUGAGGCCAUCCAGUUAACUCCAGCUAAUCAAAAGGACUUUGCAGUAUACCAGUAAUUAUCAGAGCAUUUUACUGUUUUAUGUGUAGUGUUCGUCAGCCCUAAAGCUCAUAAAUCUUUGACCAGAACUUUCAAGUAAUUGGCCAAACUCAAAUGAACACAUAAUUAAAAUUGUGUUAGUGAUAAGUAGGAAGAAGAAACCCAAGGCGGUUACUGCGCCGCUAAACGCUAGUCUCUCAUUGAAAAUCUCUUCAACCAUUUAAGAGAACCCUUCUUACAAAACUCACUACUUAAACAGUACUGGUGUUUCCCUCAACUUUUGAUGUUUAUAUACAGUACAAUAAUCUCCAUGGUGAUAAGUUAUACAAUGCGUUCCUCAAAUAUCUUUUCAUUGAAAGUUAGGUUUCCGGAAACUUUGUGGUUCUUAAAACGGAAUAUUGCGUUUUCAGAAGGUCAUUGAUAAGGGAUCAGUCAGCCGUCCCGUUCGACUUUACCUAUGUAUUCUCAGAUCCUCGGAUUUUCCUGUCCUGUCCCUAAAGGUGUGAAAGGGACUUGUUGCCUUCCUUACAGAAAAAUGAAAAUAACCAGGACACGCUAAAAGGAAGACUGUUUCUCAGUGCGCAAUUUGACACAUUCUUAAAACAAAAGUAGCUAGUGACUUCACUCAUUAAGUCCAUGUGCGAAGAAGGAAAAGGGUUAUUUUCCUCAGGCACAUUUCGCGAAGUCUGCCUACUUUUCCAACACAAACUCGCUGGUUUUAGUAAACAUCGAAAAACAUUAUAAAAUUCGCAAAUAGUUUCGGAGGCCCUUUCUCUGGGGUUAUCGGUCGUAAACUCUUUAACAGCACACUACCCUAACCUAUAGGCGGGGCCAAACGGUGCUGGAUGGGGUAGUAGCCCCGUCCAAGGAAUCUUUUGUUUUUUAUAUACAGUAUUAUAAAGUGGCAGAAGUACGCGUUUUACAGCACAUUUGGCGUUGUUCGCCCCUCACGUAGAGCACGCUUUUGAAACAGCUUCGCAAUCAGACUACCCAACGUUCUUUUUUCGGAGGACGGGCUGAAAGGGACCACCGGUUGGAAACCUAGUCAGUAGUCCCGUCCAAACGGCGCUGUCAACGGCUGGGCGCUCAGCAGUCAGUCUCGUUAACUCCCGUCCUCCGAGAAAAAUUGCACCAAUUACUUUAUUUGUAGGAACACAUUUGUUAUUCGCCAACUGUUCAUGUUGCCAGUCCACGUAGAUUGGGCUUGAAUUCGGAUGAACGAAGGAAAAAUGCUGAGCCAGUUGGUCAACUGGUUUUCCAUAAAGGAGCUGCCCCGCGAGGUGUGAUGCUCUCCCUAGAGAAGGAACUGGUAAUUUCCAAUGAAUAUGAUAGACCGGUUAAUUUAUUUUAAAAGAAACAGGAAUAACUUCCCUUCCUUAAAGUGGUAUCAGGGAACACUGCGCUAACUUCCGAUACUAUGCUCUAAAAUUUAGCUUACAUCGGUUUUCACAACCCUGUAGAUGAGAUAUAUCUUCAAAACCGUCUUGCGAUAUGUUCAUAAGGUUAUAAUCCGCCGUGUACGCGUGUCUACUGAAAAAGUCCUCCUUUUUGAAAUCGAAUCUUAAGCAUAGUAAAGUAUUUGAAAAUAAAAACAAAUUUGGUUUACUUUGUGAGCAGGGUCAAAAACCUGCGUCAGUGGACUGCAGCACCCUCGCAAUAUGCGAAUAUCAAAAUGAAGGAUUCUGUCUACCAGGUAACUAGUUAUUUUCAAAAACACCCUAGUUUUGACAAUACAGCUUUGCGAAAUGCAUGCCUUGUCAACUCCCUAAGUAGUAAAGACGAACAGCCUUAGGAAUUAGACUGAUUUUUGCAGCUUGUCUUUAGGCGGCUGAAGGCUAUUGUCCAUCCACUGAUCGCGAAGCCAAAGGACUCAUAAGGUCAUCGAUUAUUGGAUCAAGUGCUUUAUCACUGGGUCACGAGCCGCCUCUCAGAAAUAGCUGGUUGGUUUCCCCCAUUUCUGUUGUGAAACUCGACUACUGUUGAUUGGUCUUUGCUAAACAAUAUUAUGAACGGGAUCUAAACGGGUGCUCCAAGGCAAGACCGGAUAAUCACGUUCCAUAAAAGACGGACACCUCAAAAAUCUAUUUUCGACAAUUCGUCGUUACUCCGAACCGAAUGCAAAGUAGGCACAAUCGUGCUAGUGGCAUCUUUAAGGAGAUUGUUUUGAGUGGCUAUAAGUACGUCCACUGGCAAGUUGGCUUAUCUCGAUAUACAUAUAUAAUGGUUGAAGGGCGCUCGCCAUUGCGCUACGAAACCUAUUCAUCCCCUUGUGCCUUGGAGCUCACUCUCGAGCCCCGCCAGCAACCACUCAGCGGCGCGUAAUGUAGGUGGAAUAUAAUUACUGACAAAGACAAGGGAGAUUGGAAUGGCAGUUUCCGGCUUAUUAGCCGUCGUAAGCCAAUCAUACCCAACCCCGAGGUGUGGGGUAGAGGGAAGGUUUGAAUCCAAGCGCGAUUAGUCAUUGGGUCAAACACUGAAUGCAUUGGGAGGCGAACCCUGAGUUUGCAAGUUAUAAUCCAUACUAAUAAAAAUCGGAUGAGAAUGACGCUCACCCAUCUGGUCUGAUAGUUGGGCUAAAUUGGUUAUUUCCUUUUGCUCUAUGACUUCGCCUCUAAGUGAAGGUAUAAGUGACUGAAGGCGGCAAAGAAGACAGGGAUGACUGCUCGGCCAAUCACUGUCCUGAUCGGGGAAUAAUUAGCUGUUAUGUUGUCCUGUUGUCAUCAAACGUCUAACCCAACUUCAUUGUCACUUCGUGUAUUUUUAUUGUCUCUCCACUUAGUUGAGUAGACGCUUGAUGAUUUUCGGGGCGAACUGUAAUUCAUUCUCGGAAAUGAUCCACCGUUUUCGUCAUUUACCGUUUAAUGCACUAAGUUCAGGAGUACCGAUAAACAAAGAAGCUCGCUAUAGUCCAGAUUCGUUCAGAGGCCUAAAACGCGGCCACACUGGUAAACCGGAGAAUCCUAAACCCCAACCCUAAAUAAUAACCCUAAAUCCUGACGCUAACUCCUAACCCAAAAUCCUAACUCUAGAUCCUAGACCUAGACCCUAACUCUAAGUCAUAACCCUAAACCCGAACUGAAAACCCUAACCCUAACCUCCAACAACUAACAGUAACAGUAAGCCCCUAACACCCAAAUACUAACCCAAAUACUAAACCCUAAGCCCCUAACUGUAAUCCUAGACCCUAACCCUAAAACUAAAUUCCAAACCCUAAACCAUAACAGGAGCCCACCUGCUGAAGUCGAUAUUUGUACGAAAUUUGUAGGCGAAUGCCUAGGAAAUGACUAUACGGGUCGCGAUUUAGGCCCCCACGUAGAUUAGUCUUCGCUACACUGCCUAUCCGAGACAUAUCGACAGAGCUGUAAGUCUAAACCUGCUUAUGACAAAAGUUGAUUUCAAGUAUAGGAGGAGUCUUGGGCAGUCGAUGGAGUCUCACAUGGGGAAAUUGAAUGGCGAUGUAGACUAACGUGUGCUGGAAAUUGAAAAUUUCCAUUGAAGGUCUACCAAUUUUAGCAUUAUCUCAUUGUCUAAGAUAUUAAAAAGCCUGAGUAACGCUUGUCAUCUGAGCCUAGCGUUAGGAUCAAUGUUUAAGCCCAAAGCUUAAAUGAACAAUAUUUCUCAGGAGGAUGUGCAUAUCAACUUGCACUAGUGCAUAGUCGUCUGUAUUACACAGACAUAAGUGUAGUACCUGGGAAGCAUAGAUAAACUUCUUCAUCCUCUGACGGUGAAGUCACCCCCACGGCAUUCCGUAGUAAUGUCGGUUGUACGGAAUGCUGCUUACUCACGUCGACCGCGAUUAUAAUCGAGGGUUCGGCAAACAUUCAUUAGUUUGAAUAAGCCCAAGGACAAAUUUUCCCACCACUGUUCUGUACUGUCGAACGAGAAAGACUGUUCGACAGGGAAGAACGAGAUGUCUCCACUUGUUGACGCCAGACGCAGACGGACAGUGACAUGCCGCCAGUAACUCGGCUGGACCUGCAUCCUCGUCAAUAUCGUGGAAAUAAGGGCCAUGCUCACUACUUUGCUGGCGUUCACUAGCUUCUCGGAUCAAAUGGUCGGGUCCGUCAAGUGGAAAACCUUGAUUAAUCGGAUCAAAACAGUGGACGUAAGCGGGCGUAGUAGGUGAAAGAAGGCGGCUUUUUGCCGCGAAAGUCAGCAUGACGGAUUUCCUCGUUCUUCAGAGUGAUACGGUCUCGUCCUUGUCAAACAUAUUGAGAGUGGAGGAACAGAAAAAUCUUAUCUGUCUAACCUUCUGUGAUUUUAAUAAAUCUGAUGUGCAGUUAAACUGCGCACAAAAAUUCAUAACAUGAAAGAUUGUCAACGGAGUGUAUAGCUCGCUCCUUAGGACUGCAAGCCAGGAUGUGAAACUCUUCCUAAGUAUGACGUUAUAUCGACUCUCAUAGGGUGAUGUGGGAGUUAAUGAUGUCCAAUUUGUACCACCUGAGCCACUAGCACGUUGACGACACAAGGAGAGUCGGUGGAGGUUCCCGUCGAGUGCAAUUCCUGUACACGCCCCAUUCGUCGGGACAUUUUUUUCCACCGAAUCAUAGUAGGUAUGGAUAGAAAAAGUAACCUUGACGAGGUACUGUAAAGAAAUUGGAGGUAAAUUAUCAUUGCUUCCCCAGACAACAUCGAUCCCCAUUGAGUUCCACAAAUACCUUUUGGGUAGAACAGCUUUUUUGGCCGAAACAUAUACUAAGCUGAUAACCAUCUCAAUUGUGAAACAGUCUCCGCAAGCAUGUGAUUCCACCGCCUGUCUGCAGUACCGAAAGAAAUAAUUUUUUACUUUUUCAGAACAGUACCACCCAGGAUUAGAUGGAGGCCAGAAGUUUCAAACCAGCGAGUCGGAAGACGGGAGAAUUUAUCUUCGUGAACAUCUAUUCGACUCAAAGCAGGUCAAGUCUCGGUCAGAAUGGUCAACAGCUGCCAUGAGAGAAGUUGUCAAGCCGACUUCCUGGAUUUCGACGUCCUCAAUUAACUGCACCGUCCGUACCAGUUUCAGUAACCAGCAACUAACGGAACUGGAGAAGGAAUUUCACUUUAGCCGUUAUCUUACCAGAAGCCGUAGACUGGAGAUAGCGGCUGAACUAAGUCUCUCAGAGUCACAGGUGAAAAUAUGGUUUCAGAAUAGGAGGAUGAAGCAGAAGAAGCGAAUAAGAGAACAGUUGAGUAAGCAAGCUGGCAUACAUUUAAUGCGAAGCGAAGUGAAUUAA